This is a messenger RNA of Symbiodinium necroappetens, 462 nucleotides long. The record is from the annotation of a GenBank genome assembly. NCBI's taxonomy places the organism in Eukaryota, Dinophyceae, Suessiales, Symbiodiniaceae.
GUGCGUCCCGAAGGGAGGUCCACGAUCCUUGCCUGGGAAUCUGCUCUGGAGAGCACAUUCGCGGCAAUCCUCGGCAAUGCUAUGGUUGGCUUCUUGGCCCAGAAUGUGUUUGGAUACAAGCUUGAUGAGGACCACAAGGAGGCCGUUUCCGAUCCGGAGAGUCGUCGCGCACUGGGCAAGGCCUUGACUCUUACCUGCUUCACUCCCUGGAUGAUUUGCUGGUGUGCAUACAGCUUGCUCCACUGGAGCUAUCCCAAGGACUUGAAGCGCGUAAGGGACGAGAAGAUGAAAGACAAGAAGGAAGCACGCAUGAAGAAGCAACAGGAACGAGAGGAGGCGAAGCGGGCGGCCCGAGAGGCGAGCAAAGCACAGGACGGCGCUGCAGAAGCCCUUGAGCAGACGGUGGAUGCAAGUGUGGACAAAUCCAUUGAGCAGACGGCCGGCACUGUGAUAUCUGUGUGA